This is a messenger RNA of Phaeodactylum tricornutum CCAP 1055/1, 2599 nucleotides long. RefSeq lists its product with no specific name. The transcript is spliced from 4 exons. The coding region runs from base 1 to 1695 and encodes 564 amino acids. The record is from RefSeq and is a predicted model, not a curated record. Lineage: Eukaryota; Bacillariophyta; Bacillariophyceae; Surirellales; Neidiaceae. Gene Ontology annotation, cellular component: autophagosome membrane. Gene Ontology annotation, molecular function: protein binding. Gene Ontology annotation, biological process: autophagosome assembly.
AUGAACAGUGUCUACGAGUUAGUGAUUGAACGCAACAAUCGCGAGACAGCUCCAUUCUUGUCGGUUCACGAAGCAAACGCAACACUUUUAAUUCAGGUAGAUGCUCUCCUGACCAAGUAUGAGCUCUCGGAACGAGAAGUUUCUAGUUUACGACAGCAACUGCAAGAUGCAGCGAUCACUUCACCAGGAACCAAAGUCACUUCGGCGGCAGCUAAGGCCGCUCGAAAGUAUGAAGUCCAACUACGCGACAAGCUUGAAAAGUUGCAGGACGAAUACAACGCCAAGCUCCAGUCAGAAGCCAACGAUCAGGCUGCCGCACUGAAAACCGCCAAGGACUUGAGCGAUAUGAAGGAUUUGAACACAGCGCAGGAAAUGACAAUCGCUAAUUUGCGAGAAGAAAAUAAAGGUGCUGAAAGAGCCAUUGAACACUUGACUAACGAAUUGUCCGAGGCCAAAUCACGAACCGACUUGGCAGAAAAGCAGUAUGAUGGACUGAAAAAGACCAUUCGCAGUCUCCAAAUAGAAAACGACCAUCUGAAGAAGGAAAGCCGAAUAAUUGAACAACGGGUAGUGACGGAAAAGGGGAAAACAGUUGAUGAGGUGAAUAUUUUGACUGAAAUGGUGAAUUCACUCAAACGGGAAGUUGAUAUGCUUCGUGCCUACAAUAAAGGUUCUUGGUUUAGCAAGAAAGUCUCCAAGGAAAAAGCUGAUAACGAAGACAAACAAAUUGUAGCAAAAGGACAGGAUAGCGGACGGAAAUGGGGCACUUUAGGAACGGUCUUGCCAAGCGCUCCCAAACAAACCAUCGACGCGCAUACUAUGGACGGAACUUGCGUGAAGUACGAUGCAUCCGGGACCAAUUUGGUGGCAACAUCAAGCAGCGAUUCAACCGUGAAAAUAUGGGAUACCAACACGGGUACUGUACGGGUAACAUUCCGGGGAACAGUCGGACAUUCCAUGAUGUGUUGCGACAUUAACGGUAGCACUGUGGUGGGAGGAAGCAGUGACAAAACUUGUAGGGUUUGGAAUUUGAGGACUCAACGAAUGAUUCAUCAUCUCGUUGGCCACGCCCACAAAGUUACUUGUGUUCGAUUAUUUGCCAAUGAGCACGCCGUGGUUACUGGUUCUGCCGAUCGUUCUCUCAAAGUGUGGGAUAUUUCACACAAAACCUACCGACAAACGACCACGUUACGCCACAGCUCUACAUCAAAUUGUGUUGAUGUCGGAACCGAUUCCCAGACGGCUGUUUCGGGGCAUUUGGACGGAGGACUACGAUUCUGGGAUUUGCGCUCCGGAGAACGCACGGAAGAUAUAUCCGGUCUCCACGAGGGCGCCAUCACGUCUUGCCAGUUCUCUCCCACGGAUUCCAGUUUGGUAUUGACAAACGGAGCUGACUCGUGCUUGAAGAUUACCGAUCUGCGUACAGGCCUACCCACACAUACGCUACGCGAUGGUGCCUUCACUACGGCCCACAGCUGGUCUCACGCCGUAUUUUCUCCGGACGGACGCUACGUGACGGCGGGCUCGAGCAGUCAAGGAGCAGUUCUGGUCUGGAGCGCAACCGACGGUAGUUUGGUCAAGACACUACGUUCACACGUUGCUGGCGUUUGCGCUAUUGAUUGGUGUCGCGGUGGAUCCAGUGGCCAGCAAGUGGCAUCGUUGGAUCGGCAAGGAAAACUAAUUUUGUGGGCGUAACUUACAUUGUCAGAUACCUCCGGAUCUGGACGUACUAUUGUUGAUUUGUGUUGCCUCGUUUGUCUUCCAGGGGGUACGCGUCGGCGGCACCAUGCUCCUGACUGCGAUCGUUUCUACAGUGCACAAAAGAAAUGCCGCCCAAUAUGAACGUCUUUGGGAGACGCCUAGUUCGCUAUUCGGACAACACACAGAACAUCAAGCUGUAAAACCAGUAUUUUUACCGUCCAAAUUAGUAUUGCCAAGGCGAAGAGUAAAGGUUUUUAUACUUAGGACAUAUUGACGCCGAUUGCGAGGCCCAUGGCACGAUUGACAUCCAUUUCAAUUUGUGCUUCAGCUUGUUCGAUAGUCCCGGCAGCCGCGGCGCCAAAGGCUGUUUUGGCGGCUUCAAACUGGCGGGAGACUGCCGCGGAAUCAAUGUCGUCGAGCUUGACGGCUUCCGGGCAAAUGACGUCCGUCGUCGAGUCGGCGUGGGUCAAGGCGUAACCACCCGCCACAAAGUACUUUUCCGGUUCGGCCGUGUUUUCUUCGUGUAGAAUCUGCAAGACACCAGGCUUGAGCUGUCCAACGUAAGGAACGUGAUUAGCAGUAAUACCGUAUUCUCCCUCCAAGCCGGGGCAGAUGACGGAAUAGACCGACGUGCCGUUGUAAAUAGUCUCGUGGGGGAGGGCAAAGUUGAGUUUGACCAGGGAAGACGCCGCGGCGGAUUCCGAGCUCAUGCUGCGGACCGCAACGACGCGGCGAAGGGCAGGACGAGCUGUUCGACUCAACAUGAUAAUACAGAAUUCGAACAAGUAAGAGUCGUUACUGGGAUGAUCCGAAAGGGUCGGACUCGUCAGCUGAAGGACACACAGAGAGCGAGGAUCGCUACGGUUUGGCGGACUUGCGCGUUGGGAUGGCAACUGUU